UCAGUGUGAUACGUACUACUUGGCCAUACGCGUUCGUUUCGAGUUUCGGCUCGAUUGCGUGUUUCAUUUGGUGUAUCGUUUUACAAACACGUUUACAAUCCACCAUGUUAUUGUAGGUGCGGUGCAAGAAAAAAAUUUGCAAGAAUAUCGUACAAUUAUUUUAAAAAAUAAUCACGUUCGUAUAUCGUAACGUAAUUAAUCUCCCGUUAAAAACGUGAUUACGGUCAUGUGACUGACGCUGAAAGAGUGAGGCUACUCAGUGACAAAGAUUAAGCCGGAUGUCAUUAGUUGGGUAAUUUGUGACACAAGUGAUUCAUGUAUUUUGCUAUGUAAUUAGCUUAAUCUAAUCUAAUAUAAUCUACAAGGCCCGUUAAUUUAUCGUCAUCGAGAUAAAAAUAUCGACUGAGUAAAAAUGAAUUCGUAUGGAUGGAACAAAGAAAUAUCCGAGCCGGAAUUUGUGCGACAAGAAACAAAAAAGAUAGAGCUAGGAGAAAAAGGUUCCGGCUUCAGACCACGAGGAGCGAUUCAAGAUUUUAAUACGCUGAGACGAGAAUGCCUAGCGACAGGACGAUUAUUCGAGGAUCCUGAAUUCUUAGCCGAUGAUUCAUCGCUAUAUUUUUCCCGCAGACCGGAUAGAUAUAUAGAAUGGAAACGACCAAUGGAAAUUGUAGACAAUCCUCAACUUUUUGUAGAAGGUUUUUCAAGAUUCGACGUUCAACAAGGAGAGUUAGGAGAUUGCUGGUUGCUAGCCGCCGUAGCAAAUUUGACAAUGCAUUCGAAUUUAUUCUUUCAAGUAGUACCAGAAGAUCAGAGCUUCGAGGAAAAUUACGCUGGAAUCUUCCAUUUUAGGUUUUGGCAAUAUGGAAGAUGGGUUGAUGUGGUAAUUGAUGAUCGAUUGCCUACCUGUCGCGGAGAAUUGGUAUAUCUCCAUUCGGCUGAAAGUAACGAAUUUUGGAGCGCUCUUCUCGAGAAAGCAUAUGCGAAACUUCAUGGCUCUUACGAAGCAUUAAAGGGUGGCACAACCUGCGAAGCUAUGGAGGACUUUACUGGUGGGGUAACGGAAAUGUAUCAAAUGGAUCAAACACCGCCAAACUUAUUUAACAUACUGUUAAAAGCCUUUGAGAGAAAUUCAUUAUUGGGUUGCUCCAUCGAGCCUGAUCCAAACAUAUUAGAGGCUGAAACACCUCAGGGGUUGAUACGCGGUCACGCAUACAGCAUUACCCAUGUAAAGCAUGUAGAGAUUCAAACACCGAAUCAACACGGUACUAUACCUCUCUUGAGACUUCGAAAUCCUUGGGGAAACGAAGCGGAAUGGAAUGGACCUUGGAGUGACCAAUCACCGGAAUGGAGAUUUAUCCCCGAUCAUGAGAAGGAAGAGCUUGGUCUGACUUUUGAUAUGGAUGGCGAAUUUUGGAUGUCAUUUCAUGAUUUUACACGCCAUUUCACUCAACUCGAGAUAUGCAACUUAAAUCCCGAUUCCUUAACUGCAGACGACAUCGAUGCUGGGAAGAAACGCUGGGAAAUGAGUGUAUUUGAGGGAGAAUGGGUGCGUGGUGUAACAGCGGGUGGUUGUAGAAAUUAUUUAGAGACUUUCUGUCACAAUCCGCAGUAUCGUAUCACAUUAGAAUAUCCAGAUGACGACGAUGACAAGUGUACCGUAAUUGUUGCCUUGAUGCAAAAAAACAGGAGAGCGCAAAAAAGAAUGGGUGCAGAUUGCCUCACUAUCGGAUUCGCUAUAUAUCAUUUGGAAUAUCCAGAAAGACUGCCAAAACCGCUAGACAUAAACUUUUUCAAAUACAAUGCGUCUGUUGGACGUUCACCGGCAUUUAUAAACUUACGGGAAGUCACGUGUCGUUUCAAAUUACCACCGGGCGUGUACUGCAUAGUUCCAAGUACUUUUGACCCAAAUGAGGAGGGUGAAUUCUUGCUGAGAAUCUUCUCUGAAAACAAGAAUAAUAUGGAAGAAAACGACGAAGAAGUUGGUAUCGGAGAAGUCGACGAUAGGGUAAUUAAUUCUGUGAGCGGUAAAGAGGAGCAUGAUGAAGAUAAUGUUCGUGAUGAACCGGAACAAGAUCGCAAUACUGAAAAAGUUAGAGAAUUCUUCAAAAAACUUGCUGGUGAUGACUUGGAAGUGGAUUGGAUGGAACUCAAAGACAUCUUAGAUUUCGCUAUGAAAAAAGAAUUACUACAGUUGGCGCAUCAUAGCGAGGCAAAUGUUCCCGAAACUAUUGAAGGAAAUGAUUCAUUUGUCAACACUCUCAUCUCACUGUUAUGCGGCAUUAUUUGUAAUAAUGAACAAUACAAUAAGCCUAUAGACACUCAUGAUAGAGGAUUCAGCAAAGAUAUAUGUCGCAGUAUGGUUGCUAUGUUGGAUGCAGAUCACUCUGGGAAACUCGGGUUUGAAGAAUUUAAAACAUUGUGGAAUGACAUUAGAAAGUGGAGGGCUGUUUUUAAACUAUACGAUAGAGAUGAAUCAGGAUAUUUAAGUGCAUUUGAAUUAAGACAAGCGUUAAAUAGUGCAGGAUAUCGUUUGAACAAUCAUAUUCUUAACAUUUUGGUUCAUCGUUAUGGCACUAAAGAUGGCAGAAUUACUUUCGACGAUUUUAUAAUGUGUGCAGUCAGGCUUAAAACAAUGAUUGAUAUUUUCAGAGAGAGAGAUCCAGAUCAAACCAACACAGCUACGUUUACAAUGGAAGAAUGGAUAGAAAAAACUCUCUAUUCAUAAUUGAAUAUUAAUUUGUAUUUAUCAUAUUUACUUUUACCUUAAACUCGAGAAUUUUUUUGAUAAUGAACUAUACGAUCAUAAACAAUAGCAAAUGAAAAGUAUUUGUUUACACGAAAAGCAACAAGAAUAAGCACUUUUAGAUUACAAUAUCUGAGGAAAUUGUAUAUACGUUUAUGUAUGUAUUUGUAUAUACAAUUUUCCUUUGUACAUAUUAUAUUUGAGUCUCAUGUGCAUACGAGGUCUAUUAAUUCUCGCUUUUUCGAAUUGAUAUUAUUGAACAAGAGAACGUCCAUUUAAAGAUCUAUAGUAUAUAGUUAAAAAAAAACAAUUACAUACACACACAUAUAUAUUAUUUGCAAUUUAUCAAUUUAUAUAAUUAUGUGUAGUUAUUGUGUGCCUUAACAUGUUCCAUACAAUUUCAGCAUUACUAAAAUUUAAAUAUAUAUAGCUAAUAUACAUAUAAUUUAUUGAAAUAUGCGUGUGUGUAAGCUAAUCUAUAUAUUUUUGCAAAUUUUCAAUGUAAGUACGCAUAAAGUAGCAAUUACAAAGAAAAUGUUUUAAUAAUUUAAUCUUCUAUUUUAAUAUAAAAAUAGUACGACGAUAAUCAUAUAUAUGCAGCAAACAGAGAAAUAAGUAAACAUAAAUGCAUAUGGUCAAAUGUUGCAAAAGUACAAUUAUAGUAAAUAUUAUAUUUUUUAUUAAUAUUUUGCAUCCAAUAUACUAAAUAAACUUUGUAUACACAUU
This is a messenger RNA of Camponotus floridanus (Florida carpenter ant), 3469 nucleotides long. RefSeq names its product calpain-A (gene Calpb). The transcript has 16 exons. Bases 413 to 2725 code for a protein of 770 amino acids. Gene Ontology annotation, biological process: proteolysis. The record is from RefSeq and is a predicted model, not a curated record. Gene Ontology annotation, molecular function: calcium ion binding; calcium-dependent cysteine-type endopeptidase activity. Gene Ontology annotation, cellular component: cytoplasm. Lineage: Eukaryota; Metazoa; Arthropoda; Insecta; Hymenoptera; Formicidae.